Helianthus annuus (common sunflower) is the source of this 1765-nucleotide messenger RNA. RefSeq names its product glucan endo-1,3-beta-D-glucosidase. The record is from RefSeq and is a predicted model, not a curated record. NCBI's taxonomy places the organism in Eukaryota, Viridiplantae, Streptophyta, Magnoliopsida, Asterales, Asteraceae. Gene Ontology annotation, biological process: carbohydrate metabolic process. Gene Ontology annotation, cellular component: plasma membrane. Gene Ontology annotation, molecular function: hydrolase activity, hydrolyzing O-glycosyl compounds. The coding region runs from base 87 to 1499 and encodes 470 amino acids. The transcript is spliced from 6 exons.
UAUUACCCCUCCCUUUUCACACUUCCAUCUUUUAAUAUUCUCCACUCUCUUUCACACACUCAUUCAGCUACACAGCAAAUCUAUCUAUGGCACUCCCGGCGACUUCCAUACAUAAGUUUUUCACUCUAUUCACCUUCCUACUGCACCUUUCUAGCUUUACUAGUUCGCAAUCGUUUAUAGGUGUGAACUAUGGUUUGGUUGCCGACAAUCUGCCGGCGCCGGAGGCUACGGCGAAGUUGCUACAGUCGACGGCGAUAGAGAAAGUGAGGAUGUACGGUGCGGAUCCGGGGAUGAUCCGUGCGUUAGCGAAUACGGGGAUCGGGAUCGUGAUCGGAGCAGCGAAUGGGGAUAUACCGGCAUUGGCGUCGGACCCGAAUUUCGCGACUCAGUGGGUUAACUCGAACGUGUUGGCUUAUCCGGAUAGUAAUAUUAUUGUGAUUACUGUUGGGAAUGAAGUUAUGACUGCUGUUGACCAAAGUCUUGUGCCGCUUUGUUUGCCUGCCAUGCAAAAUGUCCAAAACGCCCUUAAUGCAGCAUCAUUAGGUGGAAAAAUCAAGGUGUCAACGGUGCAUUCGAUGGCAGUGCUGGGAAGCUCAGAUCCACCAUCUUCGGCUGUGUUUAAUUCCGGGUUCAGCGACACAAUGAGAUCGUUGUUGAAGUUCCACAGUGCAAACGGGUCGCCAUUCAUGAUCAACCCCUACCCAUUUUUCGCUUUCCAGAGUGACACACGGCCUGAAACGUUGGCGUUUUGUCUCUUCCAACCCAACGCAGGCCGAGUCGACUCAGGCAACGGUAUCAAGUACAUGAACAUGUUCGAUGCACAGGUGGAUGCUGUAAGAUCUGCUCUAAAUGCAAUGGGGUUCAAAGACGUUGAAAUAGUGGUUGCGGAAACAGGAUGGGCUUACAAAGGUGACCCGAAUGAGGCGGGACCCAGCAUCGAGAACGCUAAAGCCUACAACGGUAAUUUGAUCAACCAUCUAAGAUCAAAGGUAGGAACACCAUUGAUGCCUGGAAAAUCCGUCGAUACCUAUAUAUUUGCACUCUAUGACGAGAAUUUGAAGCCUGGGCCGGGCUCUGAGAGAUCAUUCGGGCUUUUUAAACCUGACCUAUCCAUGACUUAUGACGUGGGUCUUUCCAAAAAUAGCCAGACUCCCACAACACCGACACCAACAUCACCAACGCCAACAACUCCUACAACUCCAGCAACACCAUCACCGGUCCAAGCAGCAGGGUGGUGUGUACCCAAACCAGGUGUAUCAGAUGCACAAUUGCAAUCAAAUCUAGACUAUGUAUGUAGCCAAGGUCUUGAUUGUGGUCCCCUUCAACCGGGUGGUGCAUGUUUCGAGCCUAACACCGUAGCAUCACAUGCUUCUUAUGCAAUGAACCUGCUUUAUCAAACUGCUGGUAGGAACCCGUGGAAUUGCGACUUUCUUCAAACAGCUACACUCACAUCUAAUAAUCCUAGUUACAAUGGUUGUAUUUAUCCUGGAGGAGUAUGAACUUUUGUGUUUUCUCUUAGGAGAGAUUGUUUGGAUUUGUGAUACUCAACGAUCAACGGGGUGAUCGUAAAUAACGCCAAGUUAAGUGCGUGGUUGCGACUUCUGUAAUGGUUCGAUCGAUCCUCUUGGUGAAGAAAUUGUAACUAAAAUUAUGUUAAAUAAUUGUAUCUCAUUAAUCUAUGUUUUAAUUUUGUGUUCAACACUAUAAUGGGUUUUUAAGGCUGCUUUUAUUUAUUUAUUAUUUCUCUUAGAUUAGAUUUUGCAUC